CUGAUCAGAACACUUAUGUUUAAUAAUCUGUUGAUCGCUGAUAUUGCUAAAGCUUUUUUACAGAUCCAAUUGAGACCGGAAGACAGGGAUGUUACUAGAUUCCUCUGGGUAAAAGAUAUAAAACACCAACCAGACUACACAAAUUUAAUCAGCUACAGAUUUACCCGCGUAUUGUUCGGCGUCAUUUCAAGUCCAUUUCUCCUUAUAGCUACAAUAUUACAUCAUCUCGAGAAUAUAAAAAGUCCUUUGUGUGAGGAAAUUAAAACAAAUUUGUAUAUGGACAAUAUAAUUCUUGGGGCUAAAAAUACUAACGAGAUAAAAGAAAAAUAUAGAGAAUUAAUUCAGAUAUUUAAUAAAGCAAAAAUGAGAGUUAGAGAAUUUUGUUGCAAUUCAGUCGAAGGAAAUAAUAUGUUCGAAGAAGAUGACAAACACCCUAGUAUAGAAUCCAAAUCCCUUAAAUUCCUGGGAAUAAAAUGGGAAAUAGAAAAGGAUGAGUAUUGUCAAAAACUACCAGGGGGUAAUUAUCAAAACAUGACAAAAAGAGAACUUCUGUCACUGAUUCACUCAAUUUUCGAUCCGCUGGGAUUGAUUGGUCCAACAUUACUUCCAGCUAAACUUCUUUAUCAAAAAAUUUGUGCUCGUAACAUAAAUUGGAAUGAUAAAUUAGAAGAAAACGAAUUAAAUGAAAUAAAUCAAAUAAUAGAUGGUUGGGUAGAACAGGAAUUCAGCAGGCCCAGAAAAAUAAUCCAUGGAUGUGAUAACACCGAAAUUCUACAGUUGCACUGUUUCGCUGAUUCCUCUAUGAAAGCUUACGCUGUAAAUAUAUACCUUAGAAUUACAUGUCCCCAUAAAACAAAUACAAGCCUAAUUUUUGCUAAAAAUAGAAUUGUUCCUAAAGGCAAAGAAAAAACGUUGACCAUCCCUAGAUUGGAGCUUCUCGCAAUUCUUAUAGGAACCAGAGCUAUUUCCUUUGUAACCAAUGAGAUAAAACAGCCAAUAGAAAAAACAAUACUCUGGAGCGACUCUUUAAUUGCUACUUCUUGGAUUAAAACUAGUAAAAAUAAAGAAACCUUCAUAAAUAAUAGAGUAAUGGAAAUAAGACAAAAUAAAGAAAUCGAGUAUAGAUAUGUUCCCACGGACGAGAAUCCAGCGGAUAUUGGAAGUAAAGGUUCGUCGGGCCCUGAAUUAGCUAAAAAUAGUCUUUGGUGGAAAGGACCUUUAUGGUUAGGAAAAGAUGAACAGAAUUGGCCUAACAAUCAAUCAUUCACAAUUAAACCCGAACCUCAAACUCCAGUGUUAUGUUACAAAUUAGUAGACGUAGGAGAGAAAAAUGACUUUAUUCCAAGAGUUGAGAAAUACAGCUCUUUUUGGAAACUCAUAUACACCACUAUGUUCAUACUUAGAUUCCUUAAUAUAACUAUUUGGUCGAAAUUAAAUAAAAUAAAGCAACCAUGGCUCUCUAAAAUCAAGAUAAAAGGCAACUUCGAUGCGAACGAUAUUAAAAUUGCUAAAAUAUUAUUAAUCAAGCAAGCACAAGCGCGAGAAAAUCUCCCUACAGAACAAAUAGAAACGCUAAAUUUAUUCUACGACGAAAAUCACAUUUUAAGGUGCAAGACUAGACUUCAGAACUUACCAAACGGCUAUGAUUUUGCAAAUCCAAUAUAUUUACCCAGAAACGAUCCAUUAACAAAACACAUAAUACUAAAUGAGCAUAAAUCAAGACAGCAUUCGGGUCUCCAAUCAACAUUAGCCAAUUUAAAAUUGACAUAUUUUAUACCUAGAGCAAGAAAUCUCGUAAAAAAUACUCUAAAAAGUUGUCUAGAAAAAUGCCAGCGACUUAAACCAUACCAAUUAGCUAAAAUGCCACCACUACCAGAAUCACGAAUAACGCCAUCUAGAGUUUUUCAGAAUACAGGGUUAGAUUUCAUGGGACCAAUAAUAGUGAAAGACAUUGACGAAGAACGCAGUAAAAGGUGGAUCUUGCUAUUAACUUGUCUAUCAACUCGCACCAUCCAUCUCGAAGUAGUUACUAGUAUCAGUACACACGCAUUCCUAAAUGCUUUCAGAAAAUUUGUCGCUAGGAGAACUAGACCAGACUAUAUAUUAUCGGAUAAUGGUUCCAGUUUUAGAUUGGCAGAAAAAACAUUGAAAAGAAUUAAACCGGAUCAGAUAAUCGACGAAGGACUACAAAAGUAUUUCGCUGAAGAAAACAUUAAUUGGAAAUUUAUAACGCCACUUGCACCGUGGGAGGGAGGGGUCUAUGAGAGGAUCAACGGAAUGAUAAAAUCCAAUAUAAGGAAAUCAAUAGGAAGAAAAAUAAUAGACAAUGAUGAUUUUAACACACUCAUUUGUGAAGUCGAAGCCAUCAUAAAUUGUAGACCAUUAAUCCAAAUAGACGAUGAACCAGAAACUAUAAUUUUACGACCGAUUGAUUUCACAUACCCGUUCGCUCAUCAGGGAUUUCCACCAAUAUUAUUAGAAAAGGACCCAGAUUAUCUUACAAACGCAGAUUCGGCUGAAAAAAUGGUUUUUGAGUGGAAAAAACACAAUACUAUUAUUAAUAAAUUUUGGGAAUACUGGUCAAUCAAUUAUCUAAUAAUGUUAAGAGAAAGAAAAGAUGAACAUAAUAAUCCCAAAUUUUCGGCAAAAGGAACCCCGCAAGUAGGUGAGAUAGUUCAAAUUUAUGAUGAAAAGUUACCAAAAGGCUGCUGGAAAAUUGGAAAAGUAAUAGAAAAUAACAAAAACAGAUCAAUAAAAUUAAAAUUGGGAAAUGGCAAAAUAUUAAUUCGACCACCUAACCAUUUAUACAGCCUAGAGAUCCCAAGAAAUGAAGAAAACGAGGUGAUUAAAGAACAAAGUAGCAUACUAAGAGCGAAACAUAAAAAGCGAAAAGUUAUGGAUAAUAUACUUCUUUUUUGCAUCCUCGCAAUUAUGUUACCGGGAAGUCUCCUACAAUCUCCAAUGAUAUGCCCAGGACAGAAAAAUCAAAUGUAUUGGAGAAUAAAGAAAAAUCACCAACCUUGUGUGAAUUUUACAGAAAAUCCACCUCUCCCUACAACACACAGCUUUGACAUCUAUCAACCAAAUAUAGACCUUGUUCCAAUACCAGCUGCACAUUGCUCCAUAUUAAGCACAAAUUACAAAUACAAAAAGGAUUUAUUAAACAUACCACACAUUUUUUCGACAAACAGAAAAGAAGAAAUAAGCAUAGAAGAAUGCAACAGAAUAUGGAAAAAAUCAAAAUGUAGAUUAGGGGAAUUAACUGGAAACAGAAAUACAAGUCAUACAAAUAAUAAAGCGAAAAUAGAAUACUCUUAUUGGUCAAUCGGAUAUCAAGAAACAAGCGAAUCAAAUUGUUUCCUAAGUAAAAUAAGCAUUUACGCUAAACCAGAUUCAUCUUCAAUAUUUUCCCCAGGAGUUGAUAUUUCACAUUGCCGAUAUGAAAACGCAGCUUGUCUUUUAGAAGAUGAUUCACUGAUUAUUUGGGAAGCAGAAAAUAAAGAAAAAAACGAAAAAAUGUGUAAAUUUUCAAGAGUUAGGAAAUGGAAAGGCACUUGGAUGGGUAGAAUUUGGUUAGCUGAUAAUAAAGAGAUAGGAAUUUCAUUUACAAAUAACCCCACAAAAAUAAUAGAUUGUAAUAAAGAAUUAAUCAUAAGCGAGCAAGGCUAUGCAGUACCAGCGCAGCAAUACCAAAUAUUGAGCUUAAAAGAAAAAAUAAGAAGAAAGCGAGAAAAUAAAAACACAAGAAGCGGUUUAAUUUUGAGUAACCAAUUAGCCGCAGAACUAACAGCCACUGAAAUACUCUCUACAGAGAAAGUUAAAAAAGUAUUUAACCAUUUGACUAGUAUCUUUUGUGCCAAAGAUAUUAACGGAGAACACCAAAACAAAUUAAUAAGUGGAACCGACAGCAACAUUGUAGCUAAGUUAAUCAUGAAUACACCAUAUGUCUUAGAACAUCACAUUUCUACCGAAUGA
This is a messenger RNA of Meloidogyne enterolobii, 3975 nucleotides long. The record is from the annotation of a GenBank genome assembly. Lineage: Eukaryota; Metazoa; Nematoda; Chromadorea; Rhabditida; Meloidogynidae.